AUGACCAGAUCGCUGAAUGGGUUGGGGGAGGGCGCAUCGCAGCUGUUUCGAACGUUACAGACCCAUGUAGACGACAUCAGAACCCUUCUACAAUGUGGUGUCUGUAUCAGGCCCCUCUACGAACCCUUCACACUUGCUUGCGGGCAUACUUUCUGUUACAGUUGUUUGACAUCAUGGUUCGGGGGAGGAAGGUCAAACAAAACAUGUCCUGACUGCCGAGCCCCUGUGAAAACGCAGCCUGCACCUGCCUACUUGAUUCGUACGGUGGUUCAGAUGUUCACAAGUCGAGCAGAACUCCUCGACAGAGGCGAGACGACCGCUGAGCAUAUACGGCACCAGCGUGAGGAGGCUGAGAAGAUUGAGCGGGAUAGAGAAAAUACUCAUCCUCGAGAAGGCGGCCUUUUUAAAGGCACAUUCAACAGGACCGGCCAUCAGGCGGCGAUGCCAAUCAUUGACGUCGAAGAUGGUGUCGUUCGCUGUCCACGCUGUUCUUGGGAGCUGGAGGAUGAUGCUGGCUGCGCACAAUGCGGGUACCGGCAAGAUGAUCGAUCAGAUACCGAUGCUUCCGAUUCGAUAGAGGACUGGACCGACUCUGAGGAAAAUUCUGAGAUGACGGAUUACUACGAUGAUGUCGCUGCAGAUACAUUUCACUACGACCCUUACUGGGCCUUACAACCCAUUUAUGAUAAUUUACCUCUUGCUGUCCGUGAACAGAUUGAAACCAUUAGGCGCCAACAUGGUCCUCGCAGCAAUUCUGCAGAUACAGCACGUCGCGGGUGGUCCGAAGAUGGCCUGGACGAGGACGAUGACGAAGAUGCUGAAAUGGAUUCCUUCAUUGACGAUGAUGAUGAUGAUGAUCAUGUUCGACACGAUUACUACUCGGAGUCAGAUAUGUCAACCGUCGUUGGUGGCCAUGAUCAUACCAGGCACCAACCGGAAGUCUCGCAUUUGGACACGGAUUCUGUGAUGUCGAGCGAUGAUGGUCACUCAACCGACCGUACCCCCAGCGAAUCCAGCGUGUUGGAUGAAGAUGAGCAUGAUGAGGAUGACGACGAUGAUGACGACGACGAGCCAGUACGGGUGUAUGUCAAUGGGGUUCGGCGUCGUCACGGCGUCACGUACAACCAGGUAGUGGUGCCGAGUACACCACCACGUCCAAGCAAUCGUUCCCGUGUGAGCAAUGCUACUUCGAAUCGAUCGCGUCCUUUGAUUUCGCGUUCCGCCUAUAAUGGUGCAUCAGCACGCCAAGAUCGAGCAUCGACCGCAGGAUCAUCAGCCAAUAAUGCAAUUACUUUGGAAGAUGACUCCGAUGAGGGCCCUAUCGGACCGUCGAGACGGUCAAGAAAUAGAAGAGGCUACCGCCCCGAAGCUAACUGA
Aspergillus clavatus NRRL 1 is the source of this 1377-nucleotide messenger RNA. RefSeq lists its product as uncharacterized. Gene Ontology annotation, biological process: double-strand break repair. The record is from RefSeq and is a predicted model, not a curated record. Lineage: Eukaryota; Fungi; Ascomycota; Eurotiomycetes; Eurotiales; Aspergillaceae. Bases 1 to 1377 code for a protein of 458 amino acids. Gene Ontology annotation, molecular function: nucleosome binding; metal ion binding; ubiquitin-protein transferase activity. Gene Ontology annotation, cellular component: site of double-strand break; nucleus. The transcript has 4 exons.